Sciurus carolinensis (gray squirrel) is the source of this 961-nucleotide messenger RNA. RefSeq names its product sulfotransferase 2A1-like. The record is from RefSeq and is a predicted model, not a curated record. Lineage: Eukaryota; Metazoa; Chordata; Mammalia; Rodentia; Sciuridae. Gene Ontology annotation, molecular function: sulfotransferase activity. Gene Ontology annotation, biological process: sulfation. Gene Ontology annotation, cellular component: cytoplasm. The coding region runs from base 1 to 858 and encodes 285 amino acids. The transcript is spliced from 6 exons.
AUGACACCGGAGUUCCUGUGGUUUGAAGGUUUACCUUUUUCUUUUUUUGGUUACACCAUUGAAGGUAUAAAAGAAGCAUGUACUAAGUUUGUGAUAAAGGAUGAAGAUACAGUAAUGGUGUCGUACCCAAAGUCAGGCACCAACUGGUUGAUUGAAAUUCUCUGCUUGAUUCACUCCAAAGGGGAUACCAAGUGGAUUCAAUCUGUGCCCAUCUGGGAACGCUCACCCUGGAUAGAGUCAGAUCUUGGUUACAAAUUGCUAAAUGAGAGUGAAAGACCAAGGUUCCUGACCUCUCACCUUCCCUUCCAUCUCUUCCCCAAGUCGUUAUUCACUUCCAAGGCCAAGGUGCUAUAUCUCAUGAGAAAUCCCAAAGACGUUCUUGUAUCAGGUUAUUAUUUUUGGACUACAUCAAAGUUUUCUAUUAAACCAGAGUCACUGGAACAAUACUUUAAAUGGUUCAUCCAAGGAAACGUGCCCUAUGGAUCAUGGUUUGAGCACAUUCGUGGCUGGAUGUCCAUGAGACACAGGGAGAACGUCCUGCUGCUGAGUUAUGAAGAGCUGCAGAAGGACCCAAGAAGCACCAUAGAGAAGAUCUGUCAAUUCCUGGGAAAGAAGUUAAAUCCAGAAGAACUGGAUUCAGUCCUCAAGAAUAGCUCCUUCCACGUCAUGAAACAAAACAAGAUGUCCAAUUAUGAAAUGUUGCCUGAAUCUUUAACGAGUCAGCAUUUCUCAAUGGCAAGGAAAGGCAUCUGUGGGGACUGGAAGAAUCACUUCACAGUGGCCCAAGAUGAAACCUUUAAUAAAGUAUUCCAGGAGAAGAUGGCAGGUUUUCCCAAAGACCUGUUCCCAUGGGAAUAAUGUCCAAGAGAUUCUGGAUCUUCUAUGGAUGCUGAUAAAUGUUGUCCUGUCCUGGGAUGAGUACAGAACUGGGGAGUUCUAGAAUAAAACCCAUUUCUACAGG